UGAAAACACAGAUGGGGUCAACAAUUAGUGGAAAUUCAAAAAAGGUGGGAGGGCAUUGAGACCUUGGUGCGGUAUAAAUACUGGCGAGUCCUGGCGACCUCUGAUCUCUAACCAUCAUGAGACUCCUCACUCUUCUGCUGCUUGUUGGAGCUGCUGUGGCAGUUCCCCGUCAUGAUGGCAGGAUCAUCGGCGGGGAGGAGUGUGAGCCUCACUCUCGUCCUUACAUGGCCUCUCUCAACUACGGCUACCAUUUCUGCGGAGGAGUGCUAAUCAACGAGCAGUGGGUGCUCUCUGUCGCCCACUGUUGGUACAACCCUUAUGCCAUGCAGAUCAUCCUGGGAGAACAUGAUGUUCGUGUGUUUGAGGGUACAGAGCAGCUCAUGAAGACUGACACCAUCGUCUGGCACCCCAGCUACGACUAUCAGACUCUCGAUUACGACAUCAUGCUGAUCAAGCUCUUCCAUCCUGUGGAGGUGACUGAGGCAGUCGCACCCAUCCCUCUGCCCACAGGCUGCCCGGUGGGGGGGCUGCCCUGCUCAGUGUCUGGAUGGGGGAACACAGCCAUGGAUGGUGAAGGAGUGAACAUGCCAACCCGCCUGCAGUGCUUGGACGUGCCCAUAGUAGACGACAAGGACUGUGAGAGCGCCUAUCCAGACAUGAUCACACGCAGGAUGGUGUGCGCUGGUUACAUGGAUGGCGGCAGAGAUGCGUGCAAUGGGGACUCGGGCAGCCCUCUGGUGUGUGUCGGCGAGGUGCACGGUCUGGUGUCGUGGGGCCGGGGAUGUGCUCAACCCAACUUCCCCGGCGUCUACGUCAAGGUGUGUGAGUUCCUCUACUGGAUUGAAGACACUCUGAAGGACAAUCCCUGAAGAAACCUUUUCUCGUCCUCAACCCAGUCCUCUCUAACUAUUCGCUAAACUUUUAUCUUACAAGAGAGCAGGCAACAAUCUCUUUGUCACAAUUGAAAUAUUUUUAUCAUAACACACAGUCUCAGUAAAUAAGAUAAUUGGUUACUUAAUCAUUUUCAUUCAUUAGUGUGUAUGAGUUUGAGGAAAAAUGGAGAAUGCUUCACCAGCAGGAGCACUUGUUGCUAUUAAAACUGAUUAAUAAACUAAAAGAGUCCUUUAAUUACAUGUAUAUUAAUAAAAAUGGGAAUUGGA
Molecule: messenger RNA, 1160 nt
Organism: Nothobranchius furzeri (turquoise killifish)
Lineage: Eukaryota; Metazoa; Chordata; Actinopteri; Cyprinodontiformes; Nothobranchiidae
Product: trypsin
Biological process (GO): proteolysis
Molecular function (GO): serine-type endopeptidase activity
Source: RefSeq, a predicted model, not a curated record